CAGCAGAUGGCAUCAUCUGCCACCAAACAAGAGUCCUGCUCUGACGCUGCAGUUUGUCAUUCUAAUCUCUUGAACCUGGCAGAUCUGCAAAUGAAGCUACAAACUUUUCACCAGGAAACCUCAUAUGAAAACAUUCUAGCCAGUCGGACAAGGAAUGGAAUAGUUCUAGGUUUUGAAGAUGCAGAUGGAACCACAUCGCUAUCAAUCUUGCAGCAACAUUAUUUCAAAAAUAUAUUUCCAGACAUGCAACCAACAAGCCUGUCACUGAACUGGAGAACAUGGAUGUUUAACGCUCAUGGUGAAUCAAAGACGGCUAUCCUUUUCUUUUACGGCUGUACGCUGCUCUGGGGUUACCCAACCUAUCUCUUUUGGAUCAUACCAUUAUCAUUUAAUACAUUGUGGUAUAUUCAUGUGACCUUCCUCCUCGGCAAUGCACUGAUGUGGUUUUUCUUCUUAAGAGCUUCAAUAAUGAGUCCAGGUUUCCUCCCUCGAGACACAGAUGAAUAUUACAUGGUCAUGAGACAGGUGGAUUCUCUUAAUUGUUGGGAAGAGGGCAAAGUCUUGUUGAGCAGACUGUGUCAUAGAUGCCAUCUUGUGAAGCCUCUCCGAGCAAAACAUUGUCAUAUUGUCAACCGCUGUGUGGCUGGCUUUGAUCAUUACUGCCCUUUUAUCUACAACAAUGUGGGAUACAGGAACAGGCCAUAUUUUGUAGGUUUCCUCGCUACUAUGUGCCUGAACUCUCUAUCUGGGAUAAAUCUGUGCUGGAACUGGUUUCAUGUCAUGGGACGUAGCAUUUUCAUUGGGACUGGAUUUCUCUUUCUUUGCAUCAUUGCAGUGAUUUCAGCAAUCAUGACAUCAAUGUGUGUUUACAUGGCUGCAGUCAACUUAACUACCACAGAAUGUCUGAAACCUGCUAAAUGUACUUAUCUUCUGAACCAUCAAGGAAAAUUCUUCAAUCCGUUUGAUAGAGGAAUUAUACUAAACAUCAUGGAAUUCUUCAAUGUCAUCAAGCCUCUAACUGAGAAUGGACCAAAAAGAGCACAGAUGACAUCAGUCUGAAAACAAAAGAUUUGUCUGCUAUACCAGGACAUUCGGAUCUGUCUCACUUGAUCCUUUAGUAAUGAAACUGUUGGCAUUUGGUGUGGGCCACUUUGGAGGAUACCCUGUCUCCAGUAUGUAUGUAUGUAUGUAUGUAUGUAUGUAUGUAUUUAUUUACAUCAUUUAUAUCCGGCCUUUCUCACCCGAAGGGACUCAAGGCAGCUUACAGACCUGGCAGUAAUCCUCAUAUCUGGAGAAAAAUGAUUAGAGAUGGUAUGUAUCUCAAAACUAGUUGCUAGGGUAAAUGAUGAGCAUUGUUUUUCAUUGUUAAUUGCCAUCAAGACGGAUUUGAUGUAUGGUGACCCUGUGAAUGAGAAACUCACAAGUCACCCUGUUAUAAGAGCUUUCAAAUUCAGGGCUGCAGCGUUUUUGAUUGAACCUAUCCAUCUGUAAAGAUGUUUUUCUUUUCCUACCGCCUUCUGGGGCCCCAUCUACACUGCCAUAUAAUCUGGAUUCUGAAUCCAGAUUAUCUGCUUUGAACUGGAUUAUAUGAAAGUGUAGACUCAUAUCAUCCAGUUCAAAGCAAAUAAUCUGGAUUCAGAAACCAGAUUAUAUGGCUGUGUAGACCCAGCCUACCACUCAUAUCCUGCUGGUGAGCUCCAGGCACAAAUCUGUUUUGAUUCUGUUGGAGCAAAACAUUGGACUAGAUCAGUGGUUCUCAACCUGUGGGUCCCCAGAUGCUUUGGCCUUCAACUCCCAGAAAUCUUAACAGCUGGUAAACUGGCUGAGAUUUCUGGGAGUUGUAGGCCACUACACCUGGGGACCCACAGGUUGAGAACCACUAGACUAGAUAGUUUUUUCAUCUGAUCCAACACUACCAUUCUUAUUUUCCUAUCUUGUGACUUUAUAACUAUAAUGCUUACAUUCUUGUGAUUCUAAUGUGCCCCAUUGCUUAAUGAAAACUUUUCCAUAUGCAUGGAACAGGACAGACCCUGCAACGUGUCUCAAUAGUUAAAUAUAUGGAUGAAAGACACUGGGACUUUUCUGCACUUCUCCCUGCCAAUAAAUAAAUCAUUUAAAUGAUUUAUUUUUAAAAUGUCAUCUUUCAGGCAUGGAUGUUGCACAGCUGACAAACUAGUCAUAAUUGAAAACAAUGAUUCUCCUACGGCAAUUGCAGCCAUCUGCCCUUCGGGAGGAAAACCCCUACACAAUACAUAGUUAGAAUUAGUGAAGCAACACGCAGAUGCCAGCAAUAAGAAAACCAUUAUGAAGUUAAUUAGCCAGCACACAAACCACAAACUCACAAACAUAAGAUUUGUUUAUACUGCAUAAUUUGAAUUGGAUUUAUUUCUUUGUGUUCUUCAUUUGCAGUUGUGAAAAAAGAGUAGUACAUGUUGUGCAUCCCUUAUCCAGAACUGCAAAAUCCAAAAUAGUUCUAAAUAAAAAUUGUCUACAUGGGUAGCUGAGACGGUGGCACCUUUUCUUUCUAAUGGUACAAUGUACACACAUGUUGCAUCAUGCACAAAAUUAUGAAAACAUUGUAUACAUUUAUCUUCAGGCUAUGUAUAUAAGGUAUAUAUGAAACAUACAUGAAUUUCAUGCUUAGACUUAGGUCCUAUGUCCAAGAUCUAUUUUCCUCUUCAAAAAUAAUUACUGAUUAAGAGCAAUUCAAAUAGAUAUUCCAAUUGUAUUGUACAAUAUGCAAUUUAUUUCUAAAGUCUAGAUAAGAUACCCUUAAUAUUUUAAAAAGAAAAUAUUAGUGUUCAACACUAGGUGGCAAUGGCUUACCUUUAAAAAUAUAAUGUUGUUUUGAAAAUGCCACAUUAUUGCAUUUGAAUGUAAGAAUUCAUUAUAAAAUAAAUGAGUGAUUUUCUUUUUUUAUGUAGUAAUGAUUUUACAGUCAACUUUGAUUAGAAAUGUGUGAUCUUAUGCCAACUCAUUAAAGUCAUACAUCUUGUUCCUCUAGCCUGAAAAUAAUUGCACUGAACUGAAGUGAUUGUACCUGUGUCGAGGCCUGUUGCCCAACAGCACAAUUGUAUGAAUAUUUACUCAAAAGUAACUUCAGUGGGUGGUUGGUUACUUUCCAAUAGGCUUGCAUAGAAUUUCCACUGUUUGGUGCAGCAGUACAUCUUUUGAAAUGUAAUGAGUUGAGUGUACUCUGUCAAUUGUAUAUAGCAGUGGUUCUCAACUUUCCUAAUGCUGUGACCCCUUAAUACAGUUCCUCAUGUUGUGGUAACCCCCCGCCAUAAAAUUAUUUUCGUUGCUACUUCAUAACUGUCAUUUUGCUACUGUUAUGAAUCGUAAUGUAAAUAUCUAAUAUGCAGGGUGUAUUUUCAUUCACUCAUUGAUUUUGUCAUAUGGAAGUUGUAGUUGCUGGAAUUUAUAGUUCACCUACAAUCAAAGAGCUUUCUGAACUCCACCAACGAUGCAAUUCAACCAAACUUGGCACACAGAACUCCCAUGACCAAAAGGAAGUACUGGAAGGGUUUGGUGGGCAUUGGCCUUGAGUUUAGGAGUUGUAGUUCACCUACAUCCUGAGAGCACUGUGGACUCAACUAAUAAUGAAUCUGGACCAAACUUGGCAUAAAAACUCAAUAUGCCCCAAUUUGAACACUGAUGGAGAUUGGGGAAAAUAGGACUUGAUAUCUGGAAAUUGUAGUUGCUGGGAUUUACAGUUCACCUACAAUAUAAGAACCCCUUGAACCCCACCAACGAUAAAAUUGGGCCAAACUUCCCACAUGGAACCCCCAUGUCCAACAGAAAAUACUGGUGUUUGGUGACCCCUCUGAACCCGCCUCACAACUCCUCCUCCAUAGGUCCAGACCUCUAGUUUGAGAAAUACUAGUAUAUAGAAUAAUAUUAUAAUACAGAACUGAAACCUUAAUCAUUUUGUGGAUCCUUCAAAAAAGCAAACAGAGACAGUAAAAUCUCACUUGCUUUGCCUAUGCUAUGUAAAUAGAGACUUUCACAUGCAGAUCUUUCCUAAAGGAUGCACCAAUGAAGAGUCAGAACAAAAUGGUCUCGACUGAGAAAGAGAAAUUAUAACAAAGAUAUCAAUAACCUGGAAAAUAUGUGUCAAGGAACAUGUAUAGACAGUAUUAAAACAUCUUGGCUCUAUAGUCUAAGCUAGAAAAGAAAAGGAUGGCUGUUGGGCCAGGACCAACAUUUUCUCCUUUAAAUAAGUUGCAGCCUCGUCCCUUACAGUGUUUUAACAUAAUCAUAGAAUAAUAAAUCAUAGAAUCAUAAAACAGUAGAGUUGGAAGGAACCACUUGGGCCACCCAGUCCAACCCCCUGACAUGCAGGAAAAGCACAACCAAAGCACUCCUGACAAAUGGCCAUCCAGCCUCUGUUUAAAAGCCUCCAAGGAAGGAGCUUCCACCACACUCCGAGGCAGAGAGUUCCACCACUGAAAAGUUCUUACAGUCAGGAAGUUCUUCCUAAUGUUCAGAUGGAAUCUCCUUUUUUAUAAUUUGAACCUCUUGCUCCAAGUCCCCAAAAACUCUGUUUUCCAAACAAGAGUAGAUUUCCAGUCAUUUCCAGUUUUUCUUCUUUACUUGUGUCUCCAUUUUGUUUCAUUUUGGCAGUAUGUGUGUGGUCCAAGGAUAUCCAAGGAGAUGGCAUAGACCAAGAAGGUUGCCCAUCCCUUACGUUUCCUAUCUCAUUUGUCAAAGGCAUUCAGGACUAGGAUUCGGAUUUGGAUCAAAAGUGCACAAGAGAAGUCCACAGAGUUAUGAAAUUGAUUGGCGCAAUUUAUGAGUCAUCAUUAGGAAACUGUUGGCCCAGACUCCCUCCACAUCUCAUAGAUGAACAUGAACAUGCUUGUUGUCAUUGAGAAAACAUGUUUGCUGGAACAUGUUAACCUGCCAUCCUCUUUUGUGAUAUAGGAACAUCUACUAUUCUUUCAUAUUCUCUCUGUCUCUGGCACUUAAUGCCCAGAAAAAACAUUAAAUUCAUUAACUAAAGUACAGGCAGACCCCAAGUUACAAACAAGAUAGGGUUCUGUAGGUUUGUUCUUACAUCAAAACAGGUGCAAUUUUUAAGUGUGACUUAAGUGUGACUUUGUACCUUUGGGCAGCAUAGGGAAGAGUUAAUACCCCUGUGGUAUUUGAUUUUCUUCUAUGCCCCGUUCAGAAGAUGUCUCCUCGCUUUCUGUCUUCGUGAUAACUGGAUUUUGAAAAAGUUGGCUUGUUGUGGAAACAAAGAUUGGCAAGAAAGCUUGAAUGAAGACCCCUUUGACAACUCUUUCAGGGGGUAAUUUCCCUUCCAAAGGGCAGAUUUCUCUCACUUCCUGUUGUCUCGUCCUUUCCUAAAGGUGAGUCCUUUUUAAGUUGGAUGUUUGUAAUCUGCCUUUAUACUUGUUGCCUUACCAAUGGACGAGCUAUUCUGUUUAGAUGGAAAUAUUUAGGAUUUAACUUACACCAAAAUGUAAGUUCCACUAGGAGGAAAGAUUCUUUUUCAUUCUGCUUACUUACUGGAUCUUUGAUUGUUCCUCAGGAUACUUCAAACAUGGAUCACUGAAACUACAUAUUGGAAUUUGUGCAACCAUCAAAUAAAUCUAACAGCAAGAAUUCAAUUUUAAGCCCAACACUUAACCUCUAACCUAGUGCAUUUCAUUAUCUCCCUAAGUUUUGAGAUGUUUUGUUAUAUCCGUACAGAAAUACAAUAAAAUAGCAGUCCUUGACUAAUCUUAUGACUAAAUGACCCUAAACUUACAUUUCCAAUGCUUAGCAACAACAACGACAACAAACAUUGCCAAUGUCAAAGGUGAGAAGAAUUAAAAGAAAUAUGUGUGAGGCUUAGUUUUCUCUUGCUGGAAGGGAGUUUCUUUUUAACUCCAAGAACUUUUUUCUGCAGGUGGGGAUAAAUAAACAAAUAAAUGAAAGAAAAUGCAUUCUUUUUUCAAUAUG
Messenger RNA from Anolis carolinensis (green anole), 5946 nucleotides. RefSeq names its product palmitoyltransferase ZDHHC12. Gene Ontology annotation, molecular function: protein-cysteine S-palmitoyltransferase activity. NCBI's taxonomy places the organism in Eukaryota, Metazoa, Chordata, Lepidosauria, Squamata, Anolidae. Gene Ontology annotation, cellular component: endoplasmic reticulum; Golgi apparatus. Gene Ontology annotation, biological process: protein targeting to membrane; peptidyl-L-cysteine S-palmitoylation. The record is from RefSeq and is a predicted model, not a curated record. The coding region runs from base 7 to 1059 and encodes 350 amino acids. The transcript has 7 exons.